AUGUCGCAAGUAUUGCAAGAAAUUGCUGGUGAAGGAAAGUGGUUCUUUCGCAGGGGCGGGGAUGUUGCGACAAGUGGUUGUCAUGAAGUAUUGGGAUGUUUUUGGCAGGCGCGAGAAGUUUCUUACGUUUUAUAUACGUUUUUGUUUUGAAUAAUAUUUUCACACUUCAAAUGUUACAGAAUAUCGUGUCUAUCUAUUUAAUUUGCUGCCGUUUUAUUUAUUGUUUAUGUGGGCGAAAUACAGUUAUCAUGGAAUAUAACAUUCAUAUUCCAUUUAAUAGCAAAGGAUACAUUAUUUAUUAUUUAGGCGAUCGUUUGUAUCGCGUAUUAAGUUUAUGUUCAUUUUGUAGUUGAAUCGUCGUCAAGGAUUGAAAUGUAAAGUAAAAUGGCAGUUAUAUCAUGGAAAUAAAGACGUAUUCAAGACUGUACUCAGUGUGUUCAAUAUAUAUAUAUUAUAUAUAUAUAUAUAUAUAUAUAUAUAUAUAUAUAUAUAUAUAUAUAUAUAUAUAUAUAUAUAUAUAUAUAUAUAUAAAAUUUGGUUUUGUUGCUUAUAAAAACGUAUGGCAAAGUGCUCAAUGGAAAACCAGAGCAUAUUUAAAUUAAGGUACAACAAAUCAACAAAAUCCACUAGGCAUCUUUAUUACUAAAUAGUUUCGUACCACAGUAUGUGGCACUCUUCAGAUAAAUUGACCUAAUGACUAUAGACUAAAACUUACAAGGUUAUAUGUACAAGUGGAUGAGACAUGAAACUUAAUCCUAUUUACAAAGCCCAAAAUGGCCACUUUAAACAAACGUAAUGAGUUAGUAUCGGCAUGUAGGCAUAAUAAAAAAAUCCUUUUAAGUAACAUUUAAAAGCUAGACAUUUAAAUAUACCGCAGUGUGUUAAUCUUUCCGCGUCCUGUCAGCUUAUCAUAUAACAUGUUUAUUAAAUCGCGUGCUUUGUAAAUAGGAUUAGUUUCAUGUCUCAUCCACUUGUACAUAUAACCUAGCUUGUAAGUUUUAGUCUAUAGUCAUUAGGUCAAUUUAUCUGAAGAGUGCCACAUACUGUGGUAUGAAACUAUUUACUAAUAAAGAUGCCUAGUGGAUUUUGUUGAUUUGUUGUACCUUAAGGUGGCUCCCUAGGGUUUUAUUUCCGGGGGUUACGUUCUUCGUAUAUAUGUAAACUAAACUCGUGUGACUUCAAAAUACGAACGGACGUUGUGUUUUAUAUGGAACUCUUUUUUGAAACAAAAGUGUGAACUUUGCUUUAGUUGAAAGCAUAAAAGAGUUCUAAAAGCCAAAACGAUACUUGGAUGUGAUGUUUCAAAAGAAGAUAAUGUAAACUUGUUUUUUUUUCAAGCGGUAUUCUGGAUGUUUUUUGAACCGCCGUACGCGAGGUUCGAUCGCGAACAUUGGGAUAUGGUAUAAAGUUUCCUCAAGAAUUUGCAGUGUUUUCUCCACAAUCUAGCAGCACUUAUGACAAUAAAGAUUACUUAAAUAAUGAGCCCUCUACGGGUGAAAUGAGCAGGGCCGAAACUCCAAACAUACCGCUAUAAAAACUGAAAUUUGAACGGGCAUUUUGCGAAAACAUCCGACGAUAGUACUAACUCGCACGGGACGAAUUUUGACAAACAUUUUUAAAAUUAAUACCAAGAAGUCAUAACCAGUAAUUAUGUAAAUAUCUUUGCCAUUUUUACAUGUAUAAUCCACGCUUAGUUGACCAUUAACCGACACAGUUAUAAACAGUAUAUCGAACAUAAUUUAUAUUUUGUGAUUUCAAAAAAGUCAUGCCUUGUUGUUUUAUGAAGAAUGCAUGUACACGUCAGUUGGGGUAUUAAAUUGUUCGCGUAAAAAUCUAGUAAAAAUUGCCAAAAUUAAACCCAAAUUUCUCCGUUUUCCUUCGGUAAAAUUUUUUAAAACUUUGCACAUUUUUUAAUAUCGGUACAACAAGUGCAAUAUCCUUUUUUCUUAAAAUUAAAUCGAAGGGAAAAUGUUUAAUAUUCAUUUUUGACGUUUUUUAAAUUUUCUAAGAAACGUAUCGAUUUAAUUUUUUUAAAUUGAGGGAAAAAAAUCAUUAUACAAGUAUUAUCUUUUAUGCAAAGUUUUAAAGAAUUUCACCGAAGGAACUUUUUAAAAUGACAUGAUAAAGACAAAUUUUGAGCUUUAUUCUAAGCAUGCUGUUGCCAUGACAACAUAUUUUUAACACAAAAGUAGCAAUUUGCAAUGUUCAGGAGAACAUUGUCAAUGUGUCCAAUAAAUUUCGUUUUCAUGUCAUGUAAAGUAAAGAAACAGGAGUCUCCUGAAUACUAUAGUGUAGUAAAUUAAAAAACCCUAGGGAGCCACCUUAAUUUAUAUAUAUAUAUAUAUAUAUAUAUAUAUAUAUAUAUAUAUAUAUAUAUAUAUAUAUAUAUAUAUAUAUAUAUAUAUAUAUAUAUAUAAUGCAAUUUCUGUUGUGAUUACAACCCUGUUAGCCAAAGACAAAUUAUAUAAACAAAUUCAAUGUGGCGGCACCUGGAGAAAAGUGAAUAAAGGAAUACCGAAUGGUUUUCCGUGCAGGAUUGCGUGAUCCAUGCACGCGGGAUGUUGCGAGACUUUCGGAAAACGUAAAAAUACACGAGCCGUAGGCGAGUGUAUUUUUACGCUUUCCGAAAGUCGAGCAACAUCCCAAGUGCAUGGAUCAUGCUAUCCUGCAUGGGAAAACCAUUCGGUAAUUGUUUUAUAAAAUUACUACAGUGAAACGACGCUUGACUUGAUUAAAAUUACUGAUGAAAUGUGCAGUUCUCACAUGGCUGUUGACCAAUCAAAUUGCGUGUUUCACUUGUAGUUAUUAUAUAAAGUGUCUUACUAAAUUUACCUUUUAAAAGGGUCAAAUAGUGAUUUCAGGAUACAUUAGUGGGCGAUAUAGUUAUAUAGAGCUAUAGUUUCGUUGAAGGACUACUGCUUCAUCAAUAAGUAUUAUAGGUAUCACGAACAGGGCCAUAAUAUGACGAGCUUUCACUGGGGAAAAAAUGAAAAAUCCACGCUAUGAAAUUUGCAAUUGCACCACUAAAUCCUUAGUAUAUUCAUAUUAUUUCUAUACUAUAUCCAUAGUAUGGAAAUAUACAUUUAAAAUUGAUACGGUAAUCAAAAUCCAUUCUAUUUCCAAUAAAGGUCCAUACAAUUUCCAUUCUAUGGCCAUAUGAGUUUUAAAUUCUUUUUCCAGUGUUUGUGAAUCUUGAAAAUGAAAGGAUAAAGAGAGACGGCAAUUGCAUGGUUAUUGGUAUUUUAUUCGUGUCCUAAUAUACCUGUAUAGGAACUUCAAACUUUAAAAUUAAAGUAUUACUGUGUAUCUUUCAUAUCAGGAAAGGAUCUGUUGGCAUCACAUAUCUAGCACUUUUUGACCCAACAACUAUUGGACUUACGUCAAAUAGCUUAAACUCAGAGUUGGAAGCACAGUUGAAUACUGCAAACAAAGAGACAUCCCUGGGACCAUUUCAGCUUAAGAAGACGAGCUCAGGAAAUGCUUUAACGUUUACUGGUGAGCACAGUUAUAUCUUAAUGUGUUUGUAAAAUUACUUAAUAGUAUGAAUGUAUGACUGAAUAAAUUAGUUUCGUUCAGAUAUCUUCAAAUAUUCGAAAUAAUGCUUAUUAAAAGGACAAUCACCUGAAAAUAUAGCCAACAGAAAUAUCAAUAACAAACUUGUAUCGAUACGAUCAAAUAUAGAGUGUGACCUGGGGACAAAUAUUAAUCCAAUUUUAAAGUUGGAUGUAUGGUAAAUGAUCACGAAAUAUUAUGUAAAUCUCUAAGGUUAUCAAAAACAUGCAUGAAAGGAUUAUCAUAAUAUCUGUAUCGCAGUUAAUGGCUGUGCAAUAUAUAUCACAUUAUGCCAACUUGGCUAAUAGCUACACUUAUGCUCAUUGUCUACAGAACCCUAAAACAAUUCCAUAUUUCUAAUAUUCACUUUACGAUGCCAACCUCUAUUGCAAUGCCUUAUAUAUGCAUGUAGCUCACCGUAUUAGGUAAUUACUGUUUGGAAAGCACAUCUUGAUUCAAUGAGAAACGUAGGCUACGAAACCAAUAUACUGCUGAAGAUGCAUGGGCUAAUUUAUUUUACCAGGACUGUGGUGUUAAAUCCACGAACAGUAUAUAGACAAGGAACCUUCAUUCCAUACCAUUAUAUUAUAAAAAGCAACGUUACCAAAAAUAAAACAUCUUAUUAUAUGGCAAGCAUUUGUUUUGGUUAAUGGGGUAAUUUGAUUGCCUGCUGACGAGGCACGAUUUUCCCGUAUUGCCUAUACGGACAAUACGAAAAUUGCUUGCCCGGUGAGAAAAACAAUUGCAAAAACUUUGAAACUCAGUAAAAUAUAAUAUGAAUAUUUCCUGGAAGGCAAAUUUCAUUGCCCAUACAUUUUUAUACAAGAACUUCUGGUGAGAGCUCCGCAACUGUUUCUCUUUACCUCAGUUGAUUACAGCGCUGAACGGGACUCACAGGGCCGAAUGUUCGAUUCUUGGAAGAGGAAUGAUUGUUUCGUUUUUUGCAACUGCUCCUGGUUAGGAUUUAUAAAGUGAUAAAAAUUCCAUUUGUGAUUUCCAUCUACAAAUACCUCGUACGAUUAGUUGAAAACUUGAUAUAAAUUUCAUUUAGACGUGAACGAAUGUCUCUCCAAUUCAAUAUGCCAUCCCAAAGCAAAAUGUAACAACACAGAAGGAUCUUAUACAUGCACAUGUGAUUCUGGAUACAGUGGUGAUGGAUUUUCUUGCGAUGGUAUGCAAACAACCGAAAUUGUAAUUAUUAUAUCAGUUAGAGGAACUAGAAACCAGAUAUGUGCAUGGACAAUGCAAAACCUCACAUAAAUUUCUUUUAGAUGUGAAUGAAUGCCUCAUAGACUCACCAUGUCACACCAAUGCCAAAUGUAACAACACCGAAGGAUCUUAUUCAUGUACAUGCGAUAUUGGAUACAGUGGUGAUGGCUAUUCCUGUGAUGGUAAGAACGAAACUGAAACAGUAAUUGUUAUUUUAUUUAAACAUAUUUUGUUACAGACAUUUUCUCCAAGAGCAUCUCUCAUCAAGGGAGAUUAUGUCAGAUUAUUUACAAAGUUAGUUACAUCAAAACAAAAAGGAUUACAUCAAAAAGAAUUACAUCAAAGCAAAGAUCAAAUAAUCAUAGUGUGGAAGAACAACUGGUAUUCAUUCUCAACUUCUCUAAUAUUAUUAUUAGAAAUUUAUAUGGAAGAAUUUACCACACCAUUGUUUUACAAAACAAGUUUAAAAAGAGUUAUUCGGCCUGAAACAGCUUUGCAUUUAGAAUAA
Paramuricea clavata is the source of this 5269-nucleotide messenger RNA. NCBI's taxonomy places the organism in Eukaryota, Metazoa, Cnidaria, Anthozoa, Malacalcyonacea, Plexauridae. The record is from the annotation of a GenBank genome assembly.